Messenger RNA from Amoebophrya sp. A120, 1705 nucleotides. NCBI's taxonomy places the organism in Eukaryota, Dinophyceae, Syndiniales, Amoebophryaceae. The record is from the annotation of a GenBank genome assembly.
UGCUGUUGGACUAUGUGAUGUGAAACUGAUGUAGUUGGUUCGACCUCGAUCUCGAUCUCGAUUUUUUUCAGCGAUCUAUAAGUUUACGUGGAUUUCUUCCCGCAGUUGUAGAAGUUGUUUCAGAAAUAAACAGAGAUCUUUAUUUUCUCCGUUGACCGCAAUUUUUAAAACCCCUAGGCCGAUAUUUCUGAUUGUCUAUUGUUCCCUAUUGAUGCACUACUAAUAAUAAUAAAGAAAAAGAAGCGACAAAAUAAACCUUAAUCGAUUCACAUUCAUCAGAACAUGGCUGCAGAGCUGAAAAUCAUAUCGGGGUAUUAUCCCCCAAUUGGGGCGGCGCGGUACUAUGGUGAGGAAAAACAAACCCGCACCCCCCAUGGUCAAAAGGAAAUAAGUAAGCAUGCGACGCGGCAGUGCAGAUUUGUGGCCAAAGUCUUGCAAGGAGGCAGAGGCAUGAGCCGCGUUAGUUAUAUGCAAGCUCGUGCUCAUGCUCUCCAACCUACAAAAUAAAAAAAGUUUACAGCCCUAAGCAACAAAAUCCUAUUGCUACAACCAAACAAAACAAAAACUACCUGGUUGCAGUUCCUUCCUGCAAGACAACAUCCAUGCGCACAAAUCUAGAGUCACAAAUUUCGUUUUGACUAUGGGCGGGUCGUGGGGGAUUUUUCGUUUUGACAGAUGUGGGAAUACGACAGGUACACUUGUAAACAUAAUCUUAGUUUUUGUCAAGUACAUGCUGACCAAGGCCACAUGAGUACCAGUGGAGGCGCAAUUGUACCUGACUUCCAUUCACGGCCCGGACGUUGAAUUGGGCAUAGGCGGGGACUUCACCGUGACCAACACCCGCACCUGCCGGGCGCACCACAACCUGAGAAUUGGGAGACAGUGUUCCCAGCAGUUCUUUCACGAAACAGAAUGCAAAGCGCGUCGAUUCAACUACCUUUGCUCAUCAUGUGCGGCUCGUACAAUUUAUAAAUCAAUAUGCGUUUCGUCCAGACAUUUAGGAACCUACCUUCGGCGUGGCCUUGUUGGCCAAGGGAACUAUCCUCGCCGGCGCGCUCUGGGCCGGUCCUGAUGACGCCGCAAGGGAAUCAUUGGCCGGACCUGAUGACGCCGGGCUAGCAGGAAUGAUAUGUUGGUCCAAAACGACGGGCGCCCCCUUGGCGAUACUAGCAACCGGAUUCGCAGCUACGUCUGGCAUGGGUACGUCCAUGCUGACCUCCGGUACCUACGGUUGCAUUUGGAUUUGGACACUUACCUGAUAAUCCAGGAUUUUCAUUUUGUGCUAUAGUCUGGCUCUGCAAUGAAUUUCGCGGGAAUACAUUUUCUACUUCUGUUGUUCAAAUGGCUAUGGUUUUGUUUCCUGGAAGCUAGCUUGACCUUGCUUUGCAUCACAAUCCGAGAUAAAACGCUAUACAAUAACGUGGACGUAUCGAUGUACUUAUACUAUACCGAAGAAACCUUGUUGGUCGCGUGCUGUUUCUGUGGUGGCGGCAGCACCCCGUUCGCCUUCGACACCGUUUCACCGCGGGCUGGCGGGGGAAGCACGUCGGAGGACGUAGUCGACGAUGUGGCAACCGACGUUUCUAAGCGCUGCACGGCAGGAUGGUUCGGGUUCGUCGACGUUAACUGCAUUUUCGGCUUUGGUUUCGGUCGGGUACUCUGCACCGGUCCGGUGUUAUUGUUCGGCUGCACCAAACCGCCGUAG